Debaryomyces hansenii CBS767 is the source of this 2112-nucleotide messenger RNA. RefSeq names its product Snf5p (gene SNF5). Gene Ontology annotation, molecular function: transcription coregulator activity. Gene Ontology annotation, biological process: chromatin remodeling; regulation of transcription by RNA polymerase II. The transcript has a single exon. The record is from RefSeq and is a predicted model, not a curated record. Gene Ontology annotation, cellular component: nuclear chromosome; nucleus; SWI/SNF complex. Lineage: Eukaryota; Fungi; Ascomycota; Pichiomycetes; Serinales; Debaryomycetaceae. Bases 1 to 2112 code for a protein of 703 amino acids.
AUGAAUUUCAACCAUCAGCAGAAUAAGGGAGGUCAGCAGCAGCAACCUAACCCACAACAACAAGCGCAGCGCAAUGCGUUUCCUGCUUUACCACCACAACUUGCGAACUUGACGCCUCAACAAUUACAACAGUUGAGAAACCAACCCCAGUUUCAGACACUCAUGAAAAACUAUAUGCAACGACAGCAAAUGAUGAACCAACAAGAACAAGCACAAAUGCAAGGCCAGACACCUACGUCAACAUUCAUGAACUCGCAGAAUGUUCAUCCAUCGCAACAGUUUAACCAGCAGACACCUCUCAUGAACCAACAGACGCAACAAACACAACAAGCGCCUGGCAUGCAAGGAAAUAUUGCAAUACCUCCACGCCAACCAUCCAUGACUAUACCUACUCCACAGGUGCAAGGGAUGUCGAUACCACAACAGAUACCGAGUCACAUACCGCAGCAGAUGAUGCAACAGCAGGGCAGGUCUGGAAUUUCACCAAGCAGCGGAAUGGGCCCUGCUUCUGUUUCUCCUCAUGUAAUAGCACAACAGAUGAUAGGAUCAACAGCGCAAGGCGAUCCAACAGGCGACAGAGGUGCUUCGUCACAAGCACCGAACGAAUUAAUCAAUAAAAUACCACUAAAGGAAUUAUCGUCUACUCAUGAAUGGUCAGAGAAAUUGAAGAACGAAGGAAAAGAUAUACCCACUGAUUUAAAAGUGUAUGAAUCCAUAAUUGGAAAGGAUUCUGAUUUCUUGAAGAAAAAAAUGGAACAAGUAGGGGAUAGCAAAAAAAUGCUUGACAUGUUGGUAAAAGAUAUCAAGACAUAUAGCGAGAUUAAACAGUUACGUAUGAAUGCAAUCACGUUGUCAAGUAAGGGACAAUUUAACAAUAGUAUUUGGGGUGAAGGAUACCAAGGCUAUGGAAAUGGAAUUACCAAUACUGCCACGAGACUUUUGUUGCCACACCAUAAUAAGCGAUACUCUGCGGUUCCUGAUGUUAUGUUCACUGAAAGAGAGAUAAACGAUCGGGUAUUGAAAAGAUUAAGACCUAGCGAAACACAGCAAUUAGUUCCAAUAAGGCUAGAGUUUGAUCAGGAAAGAGAUAAGUUCAAAUUGCGUGACACAUUCUUGUGGGACCUAAAUGAGGAUGUAUUACCGUUAGAGAAUUUUGUAGCAUUACUUAUAGAAGAUUAUAAAUUUAUCCCACCACAUCAUGCACAGACCAUAUUGGCCUCGAUCAGAGAGCAAAUCAGAGACUUCCACAGAAAACCUGAUAAGGUUAUGGGAGAGUUGAGGGUUCCAAUUAAGAUUGACGUUACGAUAAAUAAUACACAGUUGGUGGAUCAAUUCGAAUGGGAUAUUCUCAAUUUUGGAGAAAGCGACCCUGAAGAUUUUGCCAGAAUCAUGUGUGAUGAAAUGAAUUUGCCGGGUGAAUUCACCACUGCAAUCGCUCACACCAUCAGAGAACAAACACAGUUAUUCCACAAGUCGUUAUUCUUGGUGGGAUACAGCUUUGACGGGUCGCCUGUAUACGAAGACGAGAUAAGAUCUCAUGUGCUUCCGUCCUUGAGAUUACUGUCACAUGAUAAUACUGCAGGAUUCGAUUCCAUGGUGGACGAUUUCUUCUCCAUCCUCCGGAAUCCGGCUACGGUUCCUGAUUUUACUCCGUCAUUGGUUAAACUAACACAACUUGAAUUGGAAAGACUUGAUAAAGAAAUUGAACGCGAUUCUCGUCGUAAGAGAAGACAUAAUCUUAAUGAUCUAACCGACGCUUCAGCUACUUCAGGAAGUGGUUUAACCAGUGGAAGAGGUACUUCGUCUAGAAGAAGUGCCUUACAUAUGGGUAGAGGGGGUCCAGUUCUACCAGAUUUAUCGGAUGCACCUAAGACUUUUAGAACUCCAGCCCCCUCGAGUAUUUUACCCGGAGGUAUUGAUCUAGGUGUACCCGAUAUAUACGGUUACAACGAAGUUAUCGUCCAUAGAAGUCAAAUUAAAAACCCCGACUAUAAACCACCACCUCCAACUUCAGAAGCCGAACUCGAUACCGAUAAUAUUAAUAAUAGAGUAAGAUACACCAACGACAGAAUCAUGGGCCGCUUCUUGGUAUCAAUAAAGUUACCUAGAUAG